Molecule: messenger RNA, 4692 nt
Organism: Sinocyclocheilus grahami
Lineage: Eukaryota; Metazoa; Chordata; Actinopteri; Cypriniformes; Cyprinidae
Product: gastrula zinc finger protein XlCGF57.1-like
Exons: 3
Coding region: 110-2068 (652 amino acids)
Biological process (GO): regulation of transcription by RNA polymerase II
Cellular component (GO): nucleus
Molecular function (GO): DNA-binding transcription activator activity, RNA polymerase II-specific; RNA polymerase II cis-regulatory region sequence-specific DNA binding
Source: RefSeq, a predicted model, not a curated record
AGAUAUUCAGCGUUUAAGGUGUGCAAAACGUCUAUUUUUGUGGAGUUAUUUUCAAGUAAUGCAUUCCACAUGAAGUCUUUGAGAAAAGUAGAAGAUACAUCUUCAUGUCAUGGAGUUUAUUAAAGAGGAGCAUGAAGACUGGACUGAUCCAGAGCCCUGCAGAGUCAAAGAUGAAGAGCUUGAGGAACAAAUAGGCCUGAUGGAAGUGAAAGAGGAAAGCCAAGAACUGUAUGAAGUUGAGGACAACCACUAUUUCCAGACACUUGAAAAUGUUAUAGCUGAAGAAAAACCUUUAACUGACUAUCAGUCUGAAAAUCUUUCACAAGCAGGACGCCUUAAAGAUCCCAUUAAAAGUCAUACCAGAAGGAGGCCUUUCACAUGCCAUCAAUGCGGAAAGAGUUUCGCAAAUAGAGGGCAACUUAAUGUUCACAUGAAAACCCACGCUGGAGAGAAGCUUUUCUCGUGUUAUGAGUGUGAAAUGAGUUUCACUAGCAAACUAGCUCUUCAGAAUCAUGUAAAAACUCACUCUGGAGAGAGGCCUUUCCCAUGCCACCAAUGUGAAAAGAGCUUCAAUCAUAAAGGACUCCUUAAUAUUCACACGAGGAGUCACACUGGAGAGAAGCCCUUCGUGUGUCCUCAGUGUGGAAAGAGGUUUAUUCAUAGAGGGCAUCUUAACGAUCACUUAAGGAUUCACACCGGAGAGAAGCCUUACACAUGCACUCACUGUGGAAAGUGUUUCACACAUCAAGCAAGCCUCUCGUGGCACAUGAGAACUCACACUGAAGAAACUCUUAAGCGCUACAUGAGAAUGCACCCUGAAGGGAAUCCUUUCAAAUGCCAUCAGUGUGGAAAGAGUUUCCUUCAUAAAGGACACCUUAAUGAUCACUUAAGGGUUCACACUGGAGAGAAACCAUUCACAUGCCCUCACUGUGGAAGGAGUUUCAGUCAUAAAGGAUACUUUCAUGUUCACUUAAGGAUUCACACCGGAGAGAAACCGUUCGUGUGCCAUCAGUGUGGAAAGAGUUUCACGCAUAAAGGAAGCCUGAAGUGGCAUAUGAGAAUCCACACUGAAGGACUUUUCGAUUGCAAUGAGUGCGGGAAGAGUUUCGCCUAUAAAAGGAAACUUCAGAUUCACAGAAGAAUUCACACCGAAGAGAACCCUUUAACUUGCCUCCAGUGUGGAAAAAGAUUCACAUGUAACAAAAAGUUUAAGUGUCACAUGAAAACUCACUCUAACGACAAUCCUUACUCAUGCAAUCAAUGUGGAAAGCGUUUCAAUCAAAGAGGACACCUGAAUGAACACAUGAGAACUCACACCGGAGAGAAGCCGUUCACAUGCCAUCUGUGUGGAAAGAGCUUCAGUCAGAAAGGAACCUUUAACAUUCACCUAAGAAUUCACACCGGAGAAAGGCCGUUCACGUGCCAUCAGUGUGGAGAGAGAUUCAGUAAGAAAGGAAACUUGAAUGUUCACCUGAGAUCUCACACUGCCAUCAACCUUGCAUGCCAUCCAAGUGCGCAGAGUUUAAUUCAAAAAGCGCACCUUAACGAUCAUAUAAGAAUUCACAUUGUAGACAGGCCAUUCACAUGCCAUCACUGCAAAAAGAAUUUCAUUCAUAGAGGACACCUUAAUGAUCACCUGAGAAUCCACACCGGAGAGAAGCCUUACGCGUGCCAACAGUGUGGAAAGCGUUUCACACAUAAAGGAAGCCUUACGUGGCACACGAGAACUCACGCUGAUGAGGAGCUUUUCCAAUGCCGUCAAACCGAGAAGAAAUUACCAAAAAAUGCAGAUGUUGAGAGUCAGAAAAGAAUCCGCACCGGAGAGAAGCCUUACGCGUGCCAACAGUGUGGAAAGCGUUUCACACAUAAAGGAAGCCUUACGUGGCACAUGAGAACUCACGCUGAUGAGGAGCUUUUCACGUGCCACCUAAGUGAGAAGAAAUGCACAAGUGAUGUAGAGAGUCGCUCUGGAGAGAAGCCUUACGCGUGUCCUUUGUGUGAAAAGAGUUUCAGUCGUCAAGCAAUCCUUCAGAGUCAUGUAGAAACUCACUUUGAAGAGAGUCCUUAAAGGUGCUCUAUGUCAUUUUUUGACUAAAGCAUUACAAUAGCGCACAAUAUGUUUGCAGAUAUUUAGGAAACAUGCUAAUUCACAUACUUGUUUCUCUGAAAAACAAUGCUACGGCCAAUAUUACAUUGUCAAUAUUACAAUACUGCACCUUUAAACAUGCCCUCAAUUUAGAAAGAAACCCCUUUGAACUACUCCUAACCUUAGAAGAAACCAGGCAAUUUUUCUUUACUACUAUCACCUUAUGAAGAACUUGCUCUUGGCUUGCUCACUGUGGGUAUAAUAACGAAUAACAUUUUUUAUGAAGCUGUAAAUGGAACUGCUCAGUGGUGACCUAUGGUAGAUAUUUCUUCAGUAUUUUCUGUAAAACUUUGAAGCAGUGUACACUACCAUUAUACACGAAAAGCUCUGUAAAUCAAACUGACUUGGCUUACACAUUUUUCUUGCAUUAAAUACCUUUUAUUAAAUAACGGUAUAGGAUUUAACUUGCACUUUGAAACACUUUUUUUUGGCCAAACACAUAAAAAGUUUUCAGGUUUAGUUAAAACUGCAUUGUCCGAUUUGUGCAAAUCCGUUUCGAGCUACAUUCAUAUGUGGUUUGGAAUCCUAUUCAAAUUGCAUUUCUGGAAAUCCGUUUCAGUCUGACCGGUCAGAUCGGAUUUAGCAUAGCUUUUUCACGUCCUCACGCCACGUAAAAUGUAAACACGUCAGACAUUUUUUGUAGAAAACAGGCUGAACGUCUUUGCAGAAGCUUGUGUCGUUGUGAAGUGCAAGUCAAGCGGGAAAAGACCGUAUACUGCUAGUAUACGUACCUCUUUGAGUUUUGAAAGUAGCGGAGACAGCAGCACUGAAUAAAGCCGCACAUUCCAGCUUUCUGGGAUUCUGAUGCUGCCUCGUAUUCUGUAAAACGAAAGACCGCUUAUGGACACACAAAUCGGAUAUGAACAUUUGCGAUACACUGUGUGGACAGUCAGUUGUUCAAAUCGGAUUCGAAUCCGGAUAUGCACAAACUCAGAUUUGGGCUGACAGUCUGAACGAGGCUUUAGUGUUUUUGUUCCUAUGGUUACCAAUUAUGAUGACCUGUCUUCUCAUUAUCCCGUGUGCAUUUAAGCCCUAUGUGUAGUUCAGUCCAUUGUCCUGUAUUGUCAUUUCUAAUUCUUGUAAAGCUGUAACUUCUCUCCUGUGCCUUAGUUAGAGUAAAUGUUUGAUUACCUUCUUUGUUGAUGUUUAUAAAUUAAGUUAAAUGGAUUUCUCAUCUUCCUUCGCCUGCCUUACCAUAACAGAACAGAGGACCUAGAGAAGAUGCAUGCAACUUCCAGCCGUUUGCCACCUCCUCACUCGGGAUAGUCACUCCCUCGAGGACCACACCAGUGAGUUCCUGGAACAUAGCAUAUCAUUAUUGUUGGACUGGACUUAAUGAUCCCCUGUCUGUUAAUGGUCCUCGAGGGAAGUUUAAGGAUUUUGUUGAGCUAGUGCUCACAAGGAGUGCAUGAUGAUUGCCACUUGCACACCACAGACACUGAGCCUGAGCAAUUGUCUGCCUCAAACCCUGAGCCUGAGUCUACACCCAUCACGAACGCAAAACCAGAGCCCACACCUGCAUAGGACCUCCUACCAGCAGAGAGUUUGACCUUAAAAGCUAGUACCUGCAGCCGAGUUCAUCCUGGAGCCUGAGCCAGAUGAGAAAGACAAGUCUGUCCCAGAGUUAGAGCCAUGUCCCAGAAAGGAGUAUCGAUAUCCUGGAGCGGAGUACCAACAUAUCCCCCCAGCCAUCCUAGUUACUGUAAUGGAUUUGCUGGACCCCCGUUCCCAUUGAUGCAGCACGGUCUCCUGACUCCUUUGUCUUCGCCAGAUCCAUCUCCUGGCUUAGCUGGCUCUAUCUGGUUCUCUGACUCCACCUGGUUAGCCUCUGCAUUUAAACCGUUUUAUUCUAGCUUCAUGCAUCUUUUUUUAUCAACACUUAGAUGUGGGUAAGUUUCAUAAAAAAAGCAAUGUUUUGAACAAAAAAAAACGAGAUUGUCAUGUUUUUGUCAAAAACUAUAUCUAGAUGCAAUUCAGAACAUACUGUAGAUGGAGUAGAUUGCCUCCAUCAACACCCCAACGCUUCAGAGUCCUGAACCAAUUCCUGGGUCGACAUUUCAUUCGGGAGCAUUAGGCCGUUUGAUUUACAUGCUGUUAAAUGUCUGAUGAUCGCGCUUCUUUUUCUUUUGUUCGUUCUGAAGUGAUUUAAAAACAAUAUUUUUUACUAUCUUUUGAAUGUCUGUUACUAUUGUGUAUGAGAUGUGCAACAUAAUUAACCAUGCCUAAUUAAUUUCAUACUAACGCUAGUCCAUAAUUCAACAUGAACAAAAUACAUCCCUUCAAACAUUGGGGUAUUGCAAAGUCACACAAGUUUAUUGAGCUAAUAUUUUGACUUUUUUGGGGGGGGGGAUAAUUCUACAUUUUGGUGCAUCCUAUUUUUUUUAUUUAACUCUUUCCACAUUCAUGGCAAGUGAAAGAACUUUUAGAGCUUGUUUUCUUUAUUCUUUUUACUGAGAGAUUAUUUUCGGUGCAAUGAAAGAAGUUUUCUCCACUUGUGAAACCAUGAUGUUUCUCCUCCGCUUCAUUGCUUUCCUCUUUCUGCAGCA